CCUUUGACAAUGUUCGACGAAGAUUUUAUGAGGUUAUGUAAUGUUUUUGUUUUUAAUUUUUUCCAAUUUCUGUUUGGAGUGUUUGAAAUAAAAUAUAAAAAUAAUGCUCACGAGAAGAAUUAUCCAUGGUAUCAUGAAAAAUAAUCUAAUGAAAGGUUGUUCAUGCAAUAUACAGUAUUCUGUUAGAAUGCGAGAUAUGUCCACAAAGAAAGAUGCUGAGGAAUCCAACACUGUGAAAUUGACUUCAUUGGGUGAAAUCAGGACUGAUGAGUCCAACUCUUCGAAAAUGAAUCCAUCAGGAGCAGGAAUCACAUCUAAAUAUAAAGUUUUCCAAGAUGAAGAUUCAGAAAUAAUUCUAGACCUAUAUGAAGAAAGACUAAAAUAUUCAAACUUGUUGGAGGAGGAAGAGCAGGAUGACAGUCCAUAUGAUGGCCUCAAUUAUGAACGGGGAAAGUCAGGUGUUUUUGAAAUAGAAGACCUAGUUGAUGUCCUCAAAAGAGAAAAUGCCAUAGACAUAUUUGUAGCAAAAGUGCCAAAUGAGAUUAAAUAUGUGAAUUUCAUAUGUAUUGUAAGUGGCAAAUCUCAAAGGCAUAUGCAAGCAAUAGCCCAAUUUGUUAGGAGAGUCUAUAAAAUGAAGAGGCACCAAGGUGAUAUAAUUCCCAAAUUAGAAGGAGAAAAUUCAAAGGACUGGAUGGCAUUGGAUUUAGGAAAUAUAGCUCUACACAUAUUUUCAAUGGAAGCCAGAAUAGUAUAUGAUUUAGACUCCCUGUGGGCACUCGGUUCUGAAUAUGAUAAUGAAUUCAAUAAACCAGAACCUGUAUCAGAAAUGUUGGAAUUGCAUUCUGUUUAUCUCAGUGAAUAUCAACCAGCAUCUUGAGGAUCAUAAUCUGUAUUGUUAGUCAUUGGAUCACCACCUGAAUUAGUCCAUAAUAAUUAUUAUUUAUAGUCAUAA
Molecule: messenger RNA, 952 nt
Organism: Phaedon cochleariae (mustard beetle)
Lineage: Eukaryota; Metazoa; Arthropoda; Insecta; Coleoptera; Chrysomelidae
Source: the annotation of a GenBank genome assembly